CCAUCCACGAGGAUCUGAAAGAAAAGUAUAUGUGAAAAUGACACAUCUUUCUUCCAUUACUUUCCAGCCAAACUUUAAACAGGGGCCUCUUUCUUUCGCAGGUUUCUUAAGCCAAUUGAGAGAGAGAGAUUGAGCAAAUGAUCAACAGUUUUCUUCCUCACUUCCCCGUCCCUCCAAAAUUUGCAGUAGCUUUGGAUUGGGCUUAGCUGCGCCGGGUUGGAUUAACGGAGGUCAAGGUCGAACCCCCUGCUGGCACACACCCGGUGACGGACCUGGUUCGGUGUCUGACACUCGACGCCCCCCCCCCCCCCCCCGGUCCGUUCACCGAACGGAGCCUCCACUCCAGUCAGUCCCUGCCACCCACCCGUCGUAUCAGUUUAAUUUUGCAGCUCAGACUUGGCCUUAUUUUCUCUUUUACUUCCUUUUUUGGGGGAAGCAGCGGAAUAAGCUUUGUUCUAGAUUUAGGGCGGAGGGAGUGUGAUAGUCCAAAGCUGUUCCUGAAUCUUGACCAAACCCGGAUUUACUUUGAUGCCACUCUGUCUCUCUCUCUCUAAAUUAUUGUUCUUAUUUUAAUUUCCAAUUUUUUAACCUCUCUCUCUCUCUGUCUGCUUUGGUUUUUUUUUUUUUUCCUGCGUCACCCUCUCACCCUUUUGUCAACCGAAGAAACUGAAUAACUCACAGAGUAGGUAGAGGGAGAGAGAAAGAGAUACAGAGAAAGGACACAAAGCAGAAAGAGAAGGAAAAAGAUGAGAAAAGAAUAUCAAAAGAAAAUUUAUAUACAGAUUUGUCAACAUUCACAAACAGUGUUUCAAGAACCGAAGUUUGAGGUAAGUGGUUUUGUUUUUUCUCCUUUUUAAGAAAGAGAGAGAGGGUGGGGAGAAAGAUUAAAAAUGCAUUUUCGGUGUAUUGGAUAUCUUUGAUUGUGAUUCUUACAUUCAAAGAUAGGUACACUUGUUGAACAUUCAUUACAAAAGUCCACAUUAAGAGUGAGAGAGAUGGCCAUGCUUGGAUCUUUGGGUCAAUGUUCAUGAACUAUGGUGGGUCGGCGAAGCAUAGUAUCUUUUGGGUUCUUGUUAUUGUUGCUGUUCGAAUCCACGUUAGAACAGUCAGAGCCACUGAGUUCACACACUGAGCGAGCUGCUCUGCUCGACCUCAGAUCGUCUUUAGGGUUAAGAAGCAGGGACUGGCCUCGAAAGGCCGAACCUUGCUCAAGCUGGCGUGGUGUGAGAUGCCUGAAUGGUAGAGUCAUUGGCUUGAACAUUUCUGGGUUUCAAAGAACCAGAGUUGGCAGGCAAAAUCCACAGUUCGCUGUUAAUUCCUUGGCCAAUUUGACGCUCUUGUCUUCCUUUAAUGCUUCGAAUUUCUUGCUCCCCGGGGCGAUCCCCGAUUGGUUCGGGUUUCGAAUGGCGGCCAUCCAAGUGCUUGAUCUUCGGUCUUGUUCUGUUAAUGGUACUAUCCCUUCGAGUCUUGGAAAUUUGACCAACUUAAUUAGCCUCUACCUCUCUAAGAAUAACCUCACUGGGCAAAUCCCUGUUAGUUUGGGUCGACUGCUGCGCCUUUCAAUUCUUGGUCUUUCUGGGAAUUCUCUUAAUGGAUCCAUUCCCGCAUCAAUUGCAUCGCUCGGAAAUCUUUCUUUUCUUGACCUGUCUUCGAAUAACUUUACCGGGUCGAUUCCCUCGGGCAUUGGGACCCUAGUGAUGCUUCAGUAUUUGAAUCUUUCGGGCAAUACUUUAUCAUCUUCGAUACCUGCUCAAUUCGGGGACCUUCAAAACUUGGUUGACCUUGAUCUCAGCUUCAAUACUUUGUCCGGGUCGGUGCCUGAGGAUUUGAGAGGGUUGAGGAAUUUGCAAAAUAUGAUAAUUGGGGAAAAUUUUCUUGGUGGGUCGCUUCCGGUUGAUUUGUUUGCUACUUUGACGCAGUUGCAAGCCAUAGUUCUGAGACACAAUGGUUUUACUGGGUCUCUCCCCGAUGUGCUGUGGUCAAUGCCUGAAUUGCGUUUACUGGAUGUCUCGGGCAACAAUUUCACUGGCAUGCUACCCAAUAGCUCGAACAGGAGUGCCAUUUCUGCUGUACUCAAUUUUUCUCAGAAUAUGUUCUAUGGUGGUCUUACGCCAUCCCUGAAAAGAUUCAGUUCCAUUGAUCUGUCUGGAAAUUACUUUAAAGGCAGCGUUCCGGACCAUGCAAGAAGUAACGCAUCUCUUGACAGCAAUUGCCUCCAAAAUGUGUCAAGUCAAAGGACUUUAGCAGAGUGCUCAUCGUUCUAUGUAGAGAGGGGUCUGAAUUUCGAUAAUUUUGGACUUCCAAACUCGGCACAACCUUCUGAUGCAGGAAAUUCGAGGAAGAGCAAUAGAACGACAAUCAUAUUGGCCGCAGUUUUUGGGGGACUUGGUUUUGUGCUUUUGGUCAUAUUGUUCAUGCUGUUGCUAGUAUGCACCCGUAAGAGGGGUGCCACAAAUCAAAGAGGGUUUGGUGUGGGGCCUGUUCCCCCAGGCAGUGAACCACCUCCUGGAUUAGUGAUUAACUUUUCGAGUCUAGGAGACACAUUUACAUAUCAGCAACUUCUUCAAGCCACAGGUGACUUUAGCAAAACAAACCUCAUCAAACAUGGCCAUUGGGAUCUCUUUCAUGGUGUUUUGGAGAAUGGAAUCGAUGUGGUCAUCAAAAGGAUUGAUCUGCGUACAAUUAAAAUGGAAGCAUAUCUUUUGGAAUUGGAUUUCUUUAGUAAAACUUCACAUACAAGAUUGGUUCCCUUCUUGGGACAUUGCCUAGAGAAUGAGCACGAGAAGUUCCUGGUUUACAAGUUCAUGCCGAAUGGAGACUUGUCAAACUCCUUAUACCGGAACAACAAUUCAGAUGAUGAUGGUUUACUGUCGUUAGAUUGGAUAACAAGGCUGAAAAUUGCAAUAGGAGCUGCGGAGGGUCUAUGUUAUCUGCAUCAUGAAUGUACUCCACCACUUGUACACAGAGAUGUUCAAGCAAGCAGUAUACUUCUUGAUGAUAAAUUUGAGGUGCGCUUAGGGAGCCUGAGGGAGGUCUGCACUCAAGAAGGGGAUACUCAUCAAAACAGAAUUACCAGAAUGCUACGGUUGCCACAAUCAUCUGAACAAGGUGCUUCUGGUCCAUUGACAGCAAUAUGUUCCUAUGAUGUUCACUGCUUUGGCAAGGUGUUACUCGAGUUAGUAACCGGCAGACUCGGUGUCAGCGCCUCUAGUGAUUCUCAAGUUAAGGAAUGGCUUGAAAAUACAUUGCCAUACAUCAGUAUAUACGACAAGGAACUUGUGACGAAAAUUGUGGAUCCAUCUCUGAUUGUAGACGAGGAUCUAUUAGAGGAAGUUUGGGCCAUGGCUAUUGUUGCCAGGUCUUGCCUCAAUCCAAAGCCUUCAAGACGGCCCUUAAUGAGAUACAUCCUCAAGGCUUUGGAAAAUCCUUUAAAGGUUGUCAGGGAAGAAAAUUCCACUUCUGAAAAGCUUAGAACUGCUUCUUCAAGAGGGUCUUGGAAUGCUGCUCUGUUUGGUAGCUGGCGCCACAGCUCAUCCGAUGUUACAGUUAUUCCAGCUGCCUCCGCUUAUAGAGCAGAAGGAACAAGUAGCUUGAAACAGUCGACGGGUUCACAAGGAAGUGGCCAAAGUGGCCCAAAUGGUGGGGGUGAACGUUCAUCCUCCCGCAGAAGGCAUUCCAAGGAGAUAUUUCCUGAACCAUCCGAAGUACUAGAAAGACCAGAUCAUGACUAGCACAGAGGACGGAUGUUCUUGAUUCUUUGUCAAUAAUACAGCAGGCUUCCCAUUUACUGGUUUGCUGAUACCCUGCAUGCGGCACGCCCUUCUUGUUGUUGAGCUAUUGGGAUUUCAAGCCCAUCUUAUAGUCGGUGUGUUUGCAGGACAUCUAAACUCUCUGAAGGAAAACUAGAACAUAGGUGGUGCAUAAUUGUUUGAGGGCUCGUUGUUGGUAAGAACAGACUACAAGUUGCAGCAGUAAUUGAAUUUCUUUUUUUGGUUGGGGGGGUGGUUCUGGUGUCUGGGUCAUUUUUGUGGAAUGUAAUGUAGGAUUGCAAUGGCUGCUUCACUCCAAUCAGAUUCUUGCCUGUGUUCAGAAUGUGGA
This is a messenger RNA of Juglans microcarpa x Juglans regia, 4098 nucleotides long. RefSeq names its product probable LRR receptor-like serine/threonine-protein kinase At2g16250. Lineage: Eukaryota; Viridiplantae; Streptophyta; Magnoliopsida; Fagales; Juglandaceae. Gene Ontology annotation, biological process: protein phosphorylation. Gene Ontology annotation, cellular component: plasma membrane. Gene Ontology annotation, molecular function: protein binding; protein kinase activity; ATP binding. The record is from RefSeq and is a predicted model, not a curated record.